AUGAUGGAAGACUACACAAUUGUCACCGAGGACACCAAAUCGUAUAUGGAUAACUUGUUGGAGCAGUUUUUGCAGGAUGAUACAGUGCAACGUAUCCAUCCGGGAUCAUCGACCUCCCCAUCACCUGCUCCCAUCCUCCACACCCAACCAACCGUCGCCGCCGCCACUGGUCAACCACAAUCUCGGGCGGAUUCGGAAAUCGACGAGGUGAUCAGAAGUCUCAAAAAAGAAACCGCUCAAAACGGAGUGCCAGUGUCAGAACAACAACCCGAUCAGGACCUUCGAAAACUGUUGGGAAUGGACGAUGGACAGUGUGAGGAGGUGAUUGCGACGGUGUCCACGGGGGGCGGAGCCAUCAUUGGAGGGGCGGAGCCUAUUCAGCAGCAGCCACAACAGCAGAUUAUGAUGAAUCCGGAUGAGGAGAAACAAGUCACUUCGAGUUCUGGAAGUGCGAAAAAACGAAAAAUGGAGGAGGCGUUGAUGAUGAAGCCGAUGGAAAUGCCGCCAGGAUUGAAUAGUGGAAAAUUCCCAAUGUCGAUUCUGUCUGCAAUCCGGCGCCCACCACCACCACAACUUCAUACACCACAUCAUCUUCCUCAUCAUCCUCACCAUCUCUUAUCCGCCGCCGCCACGUCAUCGCCACCUACAGUACUCCCACCUACCGUACUCCUCAACCAGCCGAUGAUCCAACAAGGAGGUGUCCCGGCGAUCCCGGCGAAGUAUAACGCACAGGCGGUGCAAAUUUUGGAUUUCGAGGCGAAAGUGUUGUAUAAUCAGUCGUUGCACUCGACUAUUGCUAGGGAAGACGCGAUGUGCACCUACUACCGUAUGAAAUCUCGAAAAAUGGAAUUGGAGAUCAAAAAGUUGGAACGAGAGCUCGGCGAAGAGCAGGACGAUCCACAGGAUGAAUAA
Messenger RNA from Caenorhabditis remanei, 912 nucleotides. RefSeq lists its product as uncharacterized. The record is from RefSeq and is a predicted model, not a curated record. Lineage: Eukaryota; Metazoa; Nematoda; Chromadorea; Rhabditida; Rhabditidae. Bases 1 to 912 code for a protein of 303 amino acids. The transcript is spliced from 7 exons.